Aquila chrysaetos chrysaetos is the source of this 3852-nucleotide messenger RNA. RefSeq names its product interleukin 7 (gene IL7). The transcript is spliced from 5 exons. Gene Ontology annotation, biological process: immune response. Gene Ontology annotation, molecular function: interleukin-7 receptor binding; growth factor activity. Lineage: Eukaryota; Metazoa; Chordata; Aves; Accipitriformes; Accipitridae. Gene Ontology annotation, cellular component: extracellular region. The record is from RefSeq and is a predicted model, not a curated record. The coding region runs from base 2493 to 2954 and encodes 153 amino acids.
GAGGGGUUUUUCGAUGGAAGAAACAAGAGGGGCUUUUUCGUGUUUGGAAAUACUGGAAUAGUGACUCUUCCCGGCUUUCCUGGGAGAAUGUCUUGGGGCUUUCCAGAGACGACUUACGAGUUUUGGGGACUUUACUGAAAGGAUGGGGUAUUCCCAGUAAGACACGCUCCCUGUCUUCUGAAGCGCUGGUCGCGUGGAGCGCUAUCAGUGCCGCUUCUUCUGAAGCCACCUAACUUAAAGAAAAAUCCUUUCGCUCCUCAGUCCAAAGCUCGCGGAAUUUUUUAUGACAGCCGUCUAAUGGGUUCCAGAGGACUCAUUCAGGAAUGUCUGAGCAGGUUUCAUCGCGAUCCUGCGAUGGGUCAAGGGACCUCGUGAGUGUGCAACAUCUCUUUCAGAAUUAUCUGCUUUCAUUCUGUGACUUCCUCAUUUAAAAAAGAUUCACAAUCUGUACAAUACGGAGAAAGUAAAAAUAAAAGAAGUGACUUUACAGUUUUCCCCUAUUAUCUCCACUUGUUGCUGGACAAACCAAGUUUUAAGUAAUGGAGUCUGUUAGAUUGGUUUUAAUUUAGAAGAUUGUUAUUUGUGUCUUUUGAAGCAUGUUUUUGAAGCAGCAUAUCCGAGUUGCUUCUAUCACUGUUGUUUGGAAACAAACAAUGCAGUUCUUUUUUUGCACUGGAAUCGAGGUGCAAUGCUAUAUUGGGAAAAUGUUGUCCUGUAAUUGAGUUCUUGCAUUUUUUUGUCAACUGCUUUUAAAAUAUUAAAUCUCAGUUCUACAAACUGAUAAUUCCCUUGGCACAGAUAUAGUUAGUGUAGAGAUUUACAAAGGUAAAGCUCUGUGGAAGUCAGGUGUCCACUUGGAGCUUGAAGAUCAUAAUAGAUCCACCUUACCUAGUUUUUAUAUUUACUACAUGUAGGAUCCAUUUAGGAUCCAUUUAGCUCUUCAGGCUAGAUUUUUUGAGAUAUUAAUAGACCUCAGUUGAUCGCUAUAUGAAAAGGUUGGAAAAUUUGGUUUGCAGGCCAGCAAAUUUCCCAUUAAAAUUUGGCAGGCAGCUUGCACAGGAAGAAUUUUGGAAUUCAACUUGCACAGGUAAAAAUUUUCCAGUCCCGUUUCUAGGACAGAGGUGUACACCACAGCAUGUUCUCAAGUAAUCUAUCAGAAAAGAAGGCUUUGGUAGUCAGGAAAAGUGGUAAUGCGUUCUGCUUUGAAGCAGCAGUGUGCAGUGGGAGUCAGCUGGGAUGGGCUGUGAGGGACUGUGUUCCUCUGAAUGGCAGAUGAGCGCAUGGUGUGGCUGUGGUUCUUGCAUCAUGGAGGUUAGGUGGCUUGGUAAAGAUUGUGGUCAAGUUUCAUUGCUUUCUUCUUAGUUACUCAAGAUUUCUUUCUGCAGCUGGGAUUUACUAGUGACACGCAAAUCCAGAGACGCCCAUCUCUGAGCGCUGGACUGAGUGUACCCAGUGCUCUCGUCCUCGCCGGAGAGGAAGGAAAGUAGCAGCUAGGGUCAGGGCACCCCUUCUGCCUUUCCUGGCUGCAAGCCCACAAUUACUGAGUAGCAGAGAUGGGUAGAAACAGCUCAUACUGGUCCAGGAACCUGCUGUGAUCUUUGCUAAUCCUCCAACCUACAUUUGUAGCUGUGUUUUUUUCCCCAAACCUUCCAUUUAAGCAUCAUCCUAGCCAGUCUAGCUGUAAGCCAGAGUCCAAUUAUGAGCUUCCUAAUCCCGAUAUCGUCCCGUACCCAGUCUCCCUCAUUCCCAGCAUCAGGCCAGUCACCUGCAGCCUCUGGUUACCCUGUCAGUCCCUUCAGGCUCUGUUGAUAUUUUGGUCUUUUCUCUCUGCCCAUCCUCACAGAACUCAUAUUUUCCUGGAUGUCAUGCAAGGACAGAAGACCAGGGUUCUGAGCAAAGCAUGAUGGUCCACUGAAGGGAGAAACGAAGUGAGGGGCAGUGAGAUUUGCUCCAAAAAUGGCAAAAAGUCUUGCAGAGGAGGUUGUGUUGCCACCUUAUCUCAUGUUAUGGCCUCUAGUAUGCAUUUGUACAUUUGGUCAGCCCCAAAAUGUGUUUAAACACACUUUUGAUGUAAAGAUGCGUUCAUGGGCAUUUGAAGAAUUUAUCACAUGAAAAAUGGACAAUUAGGAUGAGAUUCAGCUGCAGAUCAAGACACUUGAAUGUCUACACCAAUUCGACUAAGACGCUUAACUUGUCUACAUAUGUACUAGGUGGUUACAGUCCAAUUACAGUCAAUGGAGAGACCUUGUCAACGCUUGCAGUGAAGCCUGGAGAUGAAUUCAGCCCAAGUAGACACCAAGUGGGUGGUCAGCUCAGUAGCUGUAGGCUCUUAACCACGCUGGCUAAAUCAUCCUUGAGUUUGAGGGAGUUUAGACACCCAAAUAGCGCCUUAAUCUGGAGCUGAAUCCUUCCCUCAAGCCUUUUUUAGAUCUAUCUUUCGGGUUCUGCCACUGCUCCUUGUUCUGCCUCCAGUGAAUUCAUCUAGUUGUGCAAUGGGAAAUAAAACAACGGAAAUCCGUGUGAAGUAUGAGAAUAUACUAAGCCACGACGUCGAUGAGCUGGUAAAUAUGUCUGCAGAGUAUCGUGACAGGUGCUGCAAGAAUAAAAAACAUGAAAAUAGCAAAGUGUUUUUCUGCAAUGAUACUCAGGAGAUAGAAUCACUACAGAGUAUGGCAUGCAACAUGCUCAGAUUCUUUCAUAAGCAAAAAAUCAGCAAAGACUUCAGAUGGAAAGCAGCAUUAGUCUCAUGUGGGACAUUACAGGUUCUACAGUGCAAAUGUGAAAGACAUAAAAAAGAAAAGGUUUGCACACAGGUAAAUACACAUAAUAAAGAAGGUACAGAAACAGGUGAAGAGUCCAAAAAGAAAUGUAACCAAGAAUUUUGUGAACUGAAAGAAAAUAUAUCUAGCCUUCGAUCCUGCUGGAAUAAAUUUGAAAAAAUAAUUUCCAGGUGAUUCUAGGUGAAUCCUGCUCUUUUCUUUCGAAGUGGCAUUACUUGGUAUCUUUGCAUUUUAUAUGCAUUCUUCGAGUAACUGUCCUCGCUUAUAUGAACACUUUAUGCCAGAAUUCUGACAGAAAGCUACUGUACCUUGUUCCUGGAGAUAGAAUAAACAGAAACGGCUAAACCAAGCUGCUGAAGUCCAAGAAGUGGAAACAAAAGACCAGCGUUUGAAACAAAGAACUCUGCAGAAGGCUGUGUCCCACCUUCGUGCUCUGGAUUUUCUGAUCUUUCAAGUCACUUUUUAAUACCGUCAUAUGAAAGCAAUCUACUUACAUGUCUACAGCAAUUUAUAAAACCAUCUUAGAAGCUGCAGGUGAAGAAAGCAAUAUGGAAAAUUAGCUGGUUUCUUUGUAUCUAUGCAAAAUGCAUCAAGGACGGACAGGACCAAUGUACCAAACAAGCAGCUGAUCUUGUGGCUGUUCUGCUGAUGCAUUAAUGUUUUCAGUGUGGGUAUCUAAUAGGUCUGCAAACUGAUUUAAGUUUGGAAAAAUAGCAAAAAGGUUAACUCUUUGAAAAACUUAGGAAGGGUACUGAUUUUUGAGAGAUGUAGCACACUUCUACCGGCUGAAGUAGAGGCGAGACAGCGAGAACUAUGGAAGGUGAAAAAGGAGAUGCCUGAAUGUAAGUUUGUUCAGCUGACUGGAAACAGCACUAGCCUUAUAUAUUUGGUUAUCCUAGAGUUAGCUGCAGGAGGAGCUAGAAUUUCUUUCCUUCACAUUGUGAUUUCUUAUAUGCAAUGAUUUUAUAUAACGUGUUUAACAUAUUAGACAAACGUGACUUAAAAUGUGUGAAUAUUUUCAGAGAAUAAUAUAUUGGCAUUUAACUAAUAAAGUGUUCAUAUUUAAUUUUGG